Messenger RNA from Punctularia strigosozonata HHB-11173 SS5, 954 nucleotides. RefSeq lists its product as uncharacterized. The transcript is spliced from 4 exons. The coding region runs from base 1 to 954 and encodes 317 amino acids. The record is from RefSeq and is a predicted model, not a curated record. NCBI's taxonomy places the organism in Eukaryota, Fungi, Basidiomycota, Agaricomycetes, Corticiales, Punctulariaceae.
AUGAAACGGAGAGGCCAAGACGACGGGUUUUGGAGCGACUCGGCCUUCGGUUUCUUCCUCCUCGAUGGCACGCUCGCGCACCCAGACGGCUGCUUCUCGCAGAAAAAGAACUCCAGAAAGCCUGUACGGUGCCCCGAAUGCGACACGGUGAUCAAUCGGAGUAACGACCUGGGACGGCACAAGAAAGUGCAUAACAAGGCGCUUCAUUUGAUAAAAUGCCCAGUCGAAGGGUGCAAGCGUGCGGUGCUACAAGCGUCAAACUUACGGUAUCAUAUGACCGCGGACCACGGAUGGCCCCCUAUCCUCUAUUGGUGUCUGGUUCCAGGGUGCGACUUCGACGGCAACAUGCCGUCGACGUACACGCGGCGUUGCAAGAAAAAGCACAAAGUCAGGCCGACGGCCUUGUACCGGUCCAUCGGUCGGAGGUCCCAUCCGAUCUACGACAAGAUCCAGAGGGGUGAGAUCGACGAGAUUCCUUGGCCACUCCCGCGCGAGCCCUCCGACGAGCGUCUUGAGGAGGUCGAAGACUGCCCUGUGAAGGCUCCAAGAUCGCCAUCGCCCACGGUGACCUUCGACGACGUCGAGCCUCGUCCUCGCUACCUGGUUCCGACCCUUCGUCCCUGUACAUGGUCCGACGAGAAGAUCCGUGCCGCCGCGCCCGCACAGUCCCGCAACGACGUGCCGUCCAGCACUUGCUCCCCCUCCCCGAGGGCUGCCGAGCAGGUCGUGCUUCCUCCCUGCUCCUCGAUCAUGGACCCGGCGUCGUGGUGCCCGCCUCCUCCUCGACCUCAGGCGAGUCCGAUCCCCUUCAACGCGGUGGAUUGCAACCUAGCAGGCCGCCGGGAUAACGUCUCCUGCUUUUUCCCAUGGAGCCAUUCGUACGCGCGCCAGGAGGCACCCUGUUGUGGGCAGCGCCAAGGCGUGUCGCACUACCGGAUGCCCACCCACCCGUGA